AUGAGGACAGAUGAAACUCGUUGUACUGCAACCGUUUGGCUUUUAUACGAUGUUCAUAUUGACCCAGUCCACGAGACUUCCUCCCUCGUGUUGGGUGAAAACACACCAACCCAUUUGGCCGGCCUCUAUUGGAAACCAAAAGAUGCUCUUCAGUGUCUACACAACGCUAUCCGCGUCGUCAAUGCGAUGAUGGCAGUUGGCAUUGACUACAAUAUACAGCCGACUGAAAUCACCAAGCCACAUCCAAUCGGCCUGCUCUUGCUUUGUCUUCAUCUCUUUCGCGUGCUUCCCGGCUAUGCAAUCACUGAUCAGAUCGAACUAUCUGGUAGGCUAUCUUUAUGUUAA
Protopolystoma xenopodis is the source of this 345-nucleotide messenger RNA. The record is from the annotation of a GenBank genome assembly. Lineage: Eukaryota; Metazoa; Platyhelminthes; Monogenea; Polystomatidea; Polystomatidae.